Molecule: messenger RNA, 1245 nt
Organism: Trifolium pratense (red clover)
Lineage: Eukaryota; Viridiplantae; Streptophyta; Magnoliopsida; Fabales; Fabaceae
Exons: 2
Coding region: 1-1245 (414 amino acids)
Source: RefSeq, a predicted model, not a curated record
AUGCCCGGCGAUUAUUCUCCUCGGUCUUCCGAGGACCAUUCUCCCAACGGGAGUGACGAGGGCGAUCCCCGAUGCCCCCUUUCCAAAGACAUCUUGAGGAAGCAUAUUCCAAAGGGCUUCGAGAGACCUCCUACGCUCCCCGCGUACGAUGGUUUGACCGACCCCGACGAUCACAUUGCUAAUGUCAACGCUAACCUGGAUUUCAGGAAUAUUAGCGGUGCCAUUAGGUGCAGACUAUUCCCGACCACACUGAGGAAGGGAGCGAUGACAUGGUACCAAAGCCUGCCCCCUCAAUUUAUCCACUCGUGGAGGGACCUUACAGAACAGUUCUGUAGACACUUCACUGCUUCCCGCAAGCACCCAAAAACUGUGCACGCCUUGGAGGCCAUAUACCAAGCCGAGGAAGAAACUCUCCGCAAUUUCGUCGAGAGGUUCAAUAAAGAAGCCGUGCAGGUCGAGACGACUGACGAUAUGAAGAAGUAUUUGCUGCAGAGGGGCCUUCGCCCGAGCAGCGAUUUUGCCAAAGCUGUUGGCAUAGAAAAACCACCCACCUGGGACGACCUCCUCUUAAAAGCUCAAAAGUACAUUGAAUACGAGGAAGUCCAGGCAGCAGAUGUCGCCCGCCUUGCCCGACUUGGAAGCAGUCACCCUGCCCGCGAGUCCUCCCAUAGGAGCGAUGAUAGGGGCGGCGACAGGGGAAACGACAGAGGCGGCGAUAGGGGUGGCGAGAGGGGCAGAGACAGAAGGAGGGGCGAAAGACGAGAGUCUCGUGGCCCUCCAAGCACAUUCAGCACAUACACCCCCCUCGUCAAAUCUCGGGGAGAAAUAUUCGCGGAAGUUCACAUCUCCGAGUUCAACAGAGCAGGUGUGAAGCAACCAAAGCCAACCCCUCUGAAGCCUGGCCAAGACAAGAAUAGGUAUUGCAGAUACCACAAGAGUUACGGUCACAGGACCGACGACUGCAUCAAGCUGAAUGAUGCUAUUGAAAUAAUGAUAAGGAGCGGACAACUGAGAGAGUUCGUCAAAAGAAACAACGAUCAUCGACCAGAGACCGCGGAGACUCGCACGGUCGAGGAGGUACUUCCACAACCCGCCGGGCAGAACAACGCCAAGCAGAUAGCUAUGAGCGUAUCCCGGCCAGAAGAUUUUGCUAUCCCUAGCGGUUUCGAGGACAUCUAUACUGGUCCUACGCUUAGCACGUGGGACUAUUUCACAGACUCGCGAAGGGGCGAUCAAUGCCUUUAG